Erinaceus europaeus (western European hedgehog) is the source of this 4231-nucleotide messenger RNA. RefSeq names its product DnaJ heat shock protein family (Hsp40) member C27 (gene DNAJC27). The record is from RefSeq and is a predicted model, not a curated record. The coding region runs from base 189 to 1076 and encodes 295 amino acids. The transcript has 8 exons. Gene Ontology annotation, molecular function: GTPase activity; GTP binding. NCBI's taxonomy places the organism in Eukaryota, Metazoa, Chordata, Mammalia, Eulipotyphla, Erinaceidae.
GACUCGCCUCCGCCCCUGCGCCCCCCAACCGUCGGCCCCGCUGCCAGGCCGCGGCGGGGAUGGCCAGCCGCCGAGCGGGGCCGGUGACGAGAGCCGCGCUUCUGCCACUGGCCGACGACGCCUGAGGGACGGGCCGGCCUGCUGAGCCCGCAGACGCCGAGGCGGGCGGCCCCGAGAGAGCGCGGGCCAUGGAGGCCUCCAUGCCGAAGCGGAAGGAGCCCGGCAAGUCCCUGCGCAUCAAAGUCAUCUCCAUGGGCAACGCCGAAGUGGGCAAAAGCUGUAUUAUAAAGCGGUACUGUGAGAAAAGAUUCGUGUCUAAAUAUCUUGCAACGAUUGGGAUUGACUACGGCGUGACCAAGGUCCAGGUCAGAGACAGAGAAAUCAAAGUCAACAUCUUUGAUAUGGCUGGACACCCAUUCUUCUACGAGGGCACUGCGCAGCUCUGCUGUCUUAUAGUGGUGUGGAGGAUUACACCUGUGACUUCAGAGCCUCAGGUCCGCAACGAGUUCUACAAGGACACACAGGGCGUGAUUCUGGUCUAUGACGUUGGGCAGAAGGAGUCCUUCGAUGCCCUGGACGCGUGGCUGGUGGAGAUGAAGCAAGACCUCGGGCCCCAUGGAAACAUGGAGAACAUCGUGUUCGUCGUGUGCGCCAACAAGAUCGACUGUGCCAAGCACCGCUGCGUGGAUGAGAGCGAGGGGCGUCUCUGGGCCGAGAGUAAGGGCUUCCUGUACUUUGAGACCUCGGCGCAGACCGGAGAGGGCAUCAGUGAGAUGUUCCAGACCUUCUAUUUGAACAUCUUGGAUGUGUGUGAACAUGGUGGGAAGCGUCCAGCCACAAACAGCAAUGCUAGUUUCACCAAAGAACAAGCAGACACCAUCCGCAGGAUCCGAAACAGUAAAGACAGCUGGGACAUGCUGGGGAUCAAACCUGGGGCUUCAAGGGACGAGGUGAACAAAGCGUACAGGAAACUCGCGGUACUGCUCCACCCUGAUAAGUGUGUCGCGCCCGGCAGUGAAGACGCCUUCAAAGCCGUCGUGAACGCCCGGACAGCCCUCCUGAAGAACAUCAAGUAGGCAGCAGCCAAGCAAAUGCUCAUGGACUCUCCCUGGAGGGGAAGCAGCCAGCCUGGAGUCUUCCCACCACAAAACUCACCGCUCGCUCCCUCCCUCCUGUGUCAUGGUGUCUAGAUGAGUCGUGUAGGUGGCCAUCAUCUCCUGGAGGGUUUCCGGGGAGUCGCAGUGGAGACAGCCAGGCGCCACUCGAAGGCACACUUCAUUUCAUGUUUUCAGAUGAUCUGAAUUGUUCUGCGUCUUUGGUAGGCUCUGUGAUUGUCACAUCCCUUAAGCACUUUGCUCAGGAAACUCCAUGAGGUUGGAGGCGGAGAGUAAAGGAGGACCCUUGCACUGUCAUUUAACUCACCAUGAGAGAAGGAAACAGUGCCAACACCCCUGAGCGCUUGGUGGAACCUCACAAGCAGAUUGCUCUGUUCACAAUGAGGAUUUUAACCCCAGAUUUCCAAUGAGCUGUGUGGAAGCCUGAAGGCGAUAGCGUUUCUGGACUGUUCACUCUGCUCCCUCCUCAGCCACCAGAGGGCGACAAACCCAUUAGAAGAGAGCUGUUGGGUGCCACAGGCCUGGCCUGGCCCUAGCCAGGGUGCUGGCAGCCGUGGGGGUCACACCAGGAGUCAGGAGCUCUUGCAGGCCAUGCCAGGCCGUGUCCACACCUCCGGAGGGCUCAGGCAUGUUUGGUGCCCUGGGGAUGGUGACACCCAUGCCAGGCUCAGCCUGCGCCUCCACUCCCCUCCCUCCCUCCCUCAGAAACCUGGGCCUGGCACCAGUCGGCCUGCAGAGGGAUGGGGGUGAAGGCCAGUGUGGGAGAACUCCCUGCCAUUUUACUUCAGUUCCAAAUCCCCAACGGUAACAGAGCCAACGCUAACUUCACGCAGGGAAACGCCUCCUCCUGCCUGUAGUCUCCUCGUGCCCACAGGGCAGAUGAAGGUCCGGGUGGGGCAGCCUCCCCAGAGCUUAGCCCCAGGCCCACCAUGACUCAGCCCCCUCGGCUCUUACCUGGGCGGCCUUUCAGCUGUGGCCAGGCUUCACCAAUUGGGGCUGUAAAGGCCAUGGAAUGUCACUGGCCGUGAACUACAAACAACUGUCUUGGUGUCCCAGACAGCAGCUCCCUGGUGGCCCGGGAGGAGAGCUCCUCCUUGCUUAGUCGGGGCCCUCCGCGGUCUUCUAGAUGCUUCCCCUCCUCUUAGCGGCUUCACUGCAUCCAGCUUCUCCUUAGGAUGCCUGUGAACCAUCUUCUGAUCUGAGCUCCUGUCAGUGCUCUCAAAAAUUCUUUUUUUGUAAUGAGUUGAGAUCUGAGAUAUUAUUUCCUGUGGGAUUUUCCUCUGACCUUUUAAUUUUGACUAGUUUCUCGGGCUGCAGGACUCAAGCCCCAAGUUCUUCUGCACCUCAGUUUUGCUUUCAACCGUCAGUAGCCGAGAAGCUGUGAAAGGCAGUUCUGUUCCCCCCACAGCAGUUCAGAUCUUAGGAACCUGGCUGCCCACACUGCACUCAGUCUCAGAUCCAUCCCCUCACCCAGCAGAGAAUUCUGUGAUGCUCUGUUCACAUCCUUUCAGGACAAGGGACUUGUAAGAGGUAGCUUGAACUUAGUUCCUAAGUCCCGGGGCUCAGCUCCCAACACCUUCAUUGUAAAUGUGAAGAAUGGCCACGUAGCACUUCAGUUAAGAAAAGAGUAUAAGGCUGGAGCACCCUAGGAUUUUUUCUAGUGGCCACAAUCCUUGGGUAGAAUUCAGAAACAGGUGUGACUUGCAACGAAAAAUGUAUCUGGCUCAGACUUGAGUCCUAACUCAACAGACCUCUGCGUUUUAAAUUCUGGUGCCAACAUGUACUUUGUAGCUCAGCCUCAUUAAAACUCUUGAGCCAGCUCAGAUUUCAAAAGACAUCAUGGAGAUUAGCAACAAGCAGAGUCAUUUCAAAGGCUAAAGCCAUUUUUAUAGCAUAUCUUAUUUUUUCAAAAAAGAAAAACGGAUAAAAAUUUGAACAGCUGUUACUGAAGGGAAGCCAUCUGAGUCACCAGGAAUGAGCACUUUUCAAAGUGUUGCGCAGUCCCUGGGGACAUGUCCAGCCUAGGCCCGGCCCAUCUAAGCACUUUAAAACACACUCUCCUUUGUCCCUCUCUUCCGGUCUCCUCUCCCCUCUGCUUCCUUUUCAGUGGACGUUUUCCUCUGUUGACUCACCGUGCACCUCGGCAGAGCCCUUUGACUUCUCCACAGACUUGCUUUUGGUGGCCUGGGAACUUAAGAGACCAGACUUGGGGUGGGGGGGGGGGGGCGGUUCUGCCAGUACCAAGAGACACAGCUGUGUAGGCUGCACACUAUUCUGUAAGGCUGAUGUGGGCCUCAGCAAAUGUGCUCUGGUAUAUUUCCAUGCAUUGACUUUUCCCUCUGGCAGAUGUCUCUUUGUGCCUGUCGCUGUUCAAGGGGCCAUAAAUGGGGCGAAGAAAGCCAGAGUGAGCGAGCGGCCCCCACAGCACUUAGCAUUGAGCGUGGCUGAUCCUCAGAACCGUGACAACAGCUAGAGGGAGGGAGAGGCCUAUAUCUUGCUGUCGAGGUAGAGCUGGCUGCCGUGCACAGGGCGCCUUUGGCAGCAACGCUGCUCUUCUUACAAGAGACUUGAGUCGGUGCUGUUCACUCUCCCCCACUGACUCCAUCUCACUCGCUCUGAGUUGGCCAACUUGGCUGGUGAACUUGGAAAGUGUAUUUAGUCGUGACACCUAGCCCCGUCCCUGCACACACUCCUGGUUGGCAUCUAGCACAAGUGUAAGGCACGGUGCGUACUGUCAGCCGUACUCGGUUAUUUCCAUUAGACGUCUAGAGAAGACGUAAGCUCCAUUAGACGUCUAGAGAAGACGUAAGCUCACGUGUGCGUGUGGAGACGUUGCCUAACUAGCAGUGCGGUAACCAGUUGUGCAGUAGGAACCGUUGAUGGUGAGCCGACCUGGGUGGCUUGGGGCUCGCUGUCCACAUCAGCCUCCUAGAAUGUCCUCCCCUCAGACUGGGAACAGUCUCUAAGGAACCCCUCUGAUCUUACAAGGUAAUUCUCAUAUUUACCUUCUGUUGAAAUAACUAUAAAUGUUAGCUCAAACGGCUGUUUGUCUUGUAUAGAGAGUGUCAUAUGUAUUUAAGUUGUGUAUUUUUAUAAAAUAAAGCAAGAUCACAAAC